GUGACGCCGACGCCGACGGCCAACCUCACCCGCCAACCCGCCCACUCCGUCCGCCCAUGCCGCCACGCCUGCGCGGCGCGCGUCGGCUUUGCCUCGUCCGCCGCGCUCCUCGACCCCGCCGUCAAUCAGCACCACGCCUUGUCCCGUGCCGCCGGCGCCGCUCCACACCGCGCGGAGGGAUGGCGUCCACGGCUUGCUCUCUUCCCCACGGCCACUCGCCCCGCGGCCCAUAUAGCAGCCGCUCCCUCCGUUUCUCGCCCGUCGGCCCCGCCUGCUCUUCUUCCAGUGGAAGCGGCACCCCGUCAGGUGGUUUGUUCGGUCUGAUUGGGUAGUUCGGCAUACGAAUAAAUAUUCGGUCAGGCAGUUCCAGUUAAGCACCGAGAUCGGGAGGUUUCAGUCUUUCAUCUAAGCUACUGGAUCGACUGGCAUCGCAAUAGGCACGCACCAGUUACAGUGCGUGAUAAUUCUGGUGGUUCUCGAACCAUUUGGCAUCCAAGCAAAAUGCAUCCUUAAUCGAUCAGGGAAGUAAAGUCCAAUUUAUGAAUUUGAAUCGGAUCACACAUCAAAUUGGUCUUAGCUUAAAACAAGAAGGUGGCUUCAUUUCUAUGAUUCUAUCUGAUUUUUUGAACAGUUUACUGUCCAAAUUUAAAUGAAGUCGCAUUCCCUUGUUUAAAUAUUUUUCACAUGCUUUAUUUAAGUGUAUAUUGGAACUCAUCACUAAACGAUUUUUUCAGGAUUGAAAUCUGCCAGAAACCUAUAUUUGCGUACAGUAUCAAGGGGAAGCCCUGUUUCAUGUUCAUUAAUGGAUACAUCCAAAAGCAAGCAAGGUCCAGAUCAUCUCCUUGUUCUUGUCCAUGGUAUCAUGGCAAGCCCCAAAGACUGGACAUAUGGGGAAGCAGUGCUGAAGAGACGGCUGGGUGAUAAUUUUUUCAUCUAUGCUAGUUCAUCGAACGUCUACACCAAAACGUUUGAUGGGAUUGAUAUAGCUGGAAGAAGGUUAGCAGAUGAAGUCUUGGAUGUGGUUAAGAAGAUGUCCAGCUUGAGAAAGAUUUCCUUCCUAGCACAUUCAUUGGGUGGUCUCUUUGCUAGAUAUGCUAUUGCACUACUCUAUUCACUGGAAGCAAAGAAUGAAGGACAGAGUAGUGCACAAAUUGUUCCUGCAGCAAGAGGAUCUGCAAAAUCACGAUGCACUUCAGGAUUAGGUGCAGUUGCUGGACUAGAGCCAAUAAAUUUUAUUACCUUGGCUACCCCACAUCUUGGGGUUAGAGGGAGAAAUCAGCUUCCGUUUCUUCAAGGGCUAUCGAUUCUAGAAAAACUUGCUGCACCUUUGGCUCCUUUAAUUGUUGGGCGCACUGGUGCUCAACUCUUUCUCACUGAUGGUGAUCCUAGCAAGCCACCUCUUCUGUUACAAAUGGCAUCUGACUGUGAGGACAAAAAGUUCAUACUAGCAUUAGCAGCUUUUAAGAACCGCGUUCUGUAUGCUAAUGUUUCAUAUGACCACAUGGUCGGCUGGCGAACAUCUUCAAUAAGGAGAGAAAAGGAUCUUGUAAAGCCCUCCCAUCGUUCACUGGAUGGCUAUAAGCACAUUGUGAAUGUUGAGUACUGUUCGCCCGUAUCACCAGAGGGACCCCAUUUUCCUUCCAAGGCUGCCAGGGCUAAACAAGCUGCACAACAAACUCCAAACACAGAAAAUACCGAGGAAUACCACCAAAUGAUGGAGGAGGAGAUGACCCAUGGGUUGCAGAAGGUUGGUUGGAAGAAGGUGGACGUCAGCUUCCAUUCAUCGUUCUGGCCUUACCUUGCUCACAACAACAUACAUGUCAAGAACGAGUGGCUUCACAACGCUGGUGCUGGUGUUAUCGCACACGUCGCAGACAGUAUCAAGCAGCAGGAGUCACGGCCAUGUCUUCCUGCGAAUCUAUAGCGUUAGCAUUUUAGCAUCCUAUUUGCUGGCAUUUUCUGUGACUAGUCAACCCACGGCCAGCUUUCUAUUCACUGAGCAGCGAGAUAUUUGAUAUUUGGGCAUCAGUGUUUUGCCGUGUGUUCAUAUGUUUUGCACACGCCAGUGGUGUAGCAGCAGGUCCUCGUGAAACAGUGAUGCUUUCAGGGUCGAUACGUGAUAAACCAAAAUUUCAUAUGA
This is a messenger RNA of Panicum virgatum (switchgrass), 2140 nucleotides long. RefSeq names its product putative lipase YDL109C. NCBI's taxonomy places the organism in Eukaryota, Viridiplantae, Streptophyta, Magnoliopsida, Poales, Poaceae. The transcript is spliced from 11 exons. The coding region runs from base 803 to 1924 and encodes 373 amino acids. The record is from RefSeq and is a predicted model, not a curated record.